AUGUGCACAAGGUCACACACAGAAGCCCGGGAAUCCUUCUGGAGGGACAUUGCACGGAUAGAUAGGCUGAUUUGCAGGCACGAAAAAAAAUUAAAAUCUUGUAACAAUAAAAAAAGGAAAUGCUACAGGAUCCUUUCCCUGUUGACCGAUUAUGAUAACUGGUUGAGUGAGACGUGCGAAAGGUAUGCGUGGAAGGUACGUGCUCUGCGGAGGGUGCAGACAGGCUCGAUAAGGGGUGACACACAUGCAGAUGAAAAAUAUAGUAGCGGCGUAAGUGACUGUGCCCCGAGGAGAACCCCAUGUGAGGCAUCCAAACAGUAUGGCCAUUUAGCCAAAUGGACUUCCGUCCACGCAGCGGUAGGGGAACGGUUGCACAAAAGAAGAAAGGAAAAAAAAUUACGGGGUGGGAAGCUAGCGCGGCAGAAAACAGGCGUGUAUGUAAAAGGUGAAAUAACCCCCCGACUAAACUGUACAUGCAGAGGGGAUGACCCCUCUAGACGGGGUAAUAAAAAGGUGCAGGAAGAUGCUGAGGAGGGGGUUCCUGUGGGCGAGGGGCAAGAGGAAAAGGAGAACGAAGACGAAGCGGUGGAAGAUCAUCGUAAAGACGCACCUGAAGACAAUCCAGAAGAAGUAUACGAGAAUAAAGGUGAACUCCCACGUGAAGCGAACCGAACUGGUGAGGAAAAUGCGGAGAGAGAAGCAGACAGUUCGGGGGGCAUUCACCCAAAUGAAGAAACUACAGUUGUCGAAAGGGAAGAUGCACUUGAAGCAGUAGAGGAACGAAAAAUAUAUUCAACUGAGGAGAAAGAAAAAGAGGAAGAGACAGAACAUUUUCAGAUGCUGCACAAUUCUGUGGGUGAGAAGAAUGAGGACAGCUUGGAAAGGGUGCCAAGUGGUAUUGGUGGAUCUCCCCAUAAAAUGGGGAAGGAUCAGGAGGAGGAGGGUAACCGACAUAACGAAUUGGAGUUUUCGGAGGUGCAGGUGAGGGAAGUUACACUGGAAGAAGGAGAAAUACAAAGGGGUGGAAGUCCCGACGGGGGGGAAGAAAUGGCAGAGGUGAGGCAGAAAGCAGAAAAGGAGAAAAAGACCAAGGGUAAAAAAGGGGAGGAUAAGAAGGGAGAUACGAAGAAGAAGAAGGCGCGAAAGGGGGAGAAGGAAAAAGGGAAAAAGAAAAAGAAGAAGGAAAAGCAGACAAUGCUGGUGGAGGGGGAGGAAAGAGAAAAUGCAGCGGCGAAAACGGAGGAUCAAGGAAAGGAAGUAAAGAUGGAGGAAGAGAAGGAAGAAAAUAUUAGGGAUGAAGAAGAGACCAAGCUGGGGGAAGAACAAGAAGUGAAGGUGGAGGAAGAAAAGGAGACAACGGUGAAUGAAGGAAAAGAAGAGAAUAUGGAAGGCGAAAAGGAGCAGAGGAAGGAGGAAGUUGAGGAGGUGAGGGUAGAGAAACAAACGGAAGAGAAUAUUGAAGAUGAGAGAAAUACCAAAUUGGACGUGGAAAAAGAGGCGAUGUAUACAGAGGGAGAGAAGCAGAACGUGUCGGAAGAGCCAACGAUCGGGGAUGAAGAGGAGGCAAAAGCGGACGAACAAACGGAGCAUAAUAUUGGGGAUGAAAAUGAGGUGAACAGUGAUGGUGAAGAGAAGGCAAAACUGAGCGCAGCAAACGACGAACCAAGCGAAAUGUUAAACCAAGGUGAACAAAAAACAAGCGACAAUGAGGACGAUCCUGGUAAGACAGCGGAGAACGAAAUCGUUCAUCACAUUCUGAGCGAGUAUUCCAACACAAUUCAGUACAAGAGUUUUCUCGAUUACAUAAAAAAUAAGAAGGAGCCAGAGUAG
Molecule: messenger RNA, 1830 nt
Organism: Plasmodium coatneyi
Lineage: Eukaryota; Apicomplexa; Aconoidasida; Haemosporida; Plasmodiidae
Exons: 1
Coding region: 1-1830 (609 amino acids)
Source: RefSeq, a predicted model, not a curated record